GACAGGAAAAAUUGAAAAAAAAAAAAAAUAUUUACAGCUGUUUAUUUAUUUUCUUUUUUUUUGUUUCUUGUUCUACAAUUAACACAAUAACACCACACUCAGCUGCAAAUCCAAUCUCCACGUCUUACAGUACAUCCCCCGCCUUAAACCAUAACUUAGGCAAAGGUAGUCAUUAAUAAAAAUACAAAAAAAUAAAAGCAAAAUAAACGAAAAGCAAAAAAAAAACCAACACCCUUUACCACCUACUAUUAACAGUCGAACCAUAUUUCUCUGAUGCAACUCUCAUCAACACAAUUAUUACACCAACAAACUUGUGAACAAUAUUGUAUUUAAUUUCCCAUGCAUUUUUGUGCUAGUCGCACUCAUGUAAAAGUGUUAAUAUCAAGUGCUCUUUUUGCCUAAAAACGUGUUUAAUUAAUUAAAAGAAGAACAACAAAAUAUUAUAAAAAAUUAUAAACAGUUUAUUUCAAUUCCCAAAUAAUUAAUAACUUUUCAAGCAUAUAUUAUUGUAUGCCUGCAUGAGUUCAUAUACCAAAAUUUGCUGAAUAUAUAUAUAGAUAUAUAUAUAUAUAUAUAUAUAUACACCUAAAAUCUCAACCAUCUGCUAAUCAUUACUAUAUUGAAAUUUAUUAAAGAAAUCAAAACCAUAUCUGACAGCUUUAGCAUUCAUUCGCUCACAUGAUGGCUGGUGCUGGUGAUCCCAAAUGGCAAAAAGAUGCUGCCGAUCAAAAUUUUGAUUACAUGUUCAAAUUGCUUAUAAUCGGCAAUUCGAGUGUUGGCAAAACGAGUUUUCUAUUUCGUUAUGCUGAUGACAGUUUCACCUCAGCGUUUGUCUCAACAGUCGGUAUCGAUUUUAAAGUGAAAACAGUUUUUCGCCAUGACAAACGUGUUAAACUGCAAAUAUGGGACACUGCUGGUCAAGAACGUUAUCGUACGAUAACGACAGCAUAUUACCGUGGUGCUAUGGGUUUCAUAUUAAUGUAUGAUGUAACAAAUGAGGACAGUUUUAAUUCUGUACAAGACUGGGUUACACAAAUCAAAACCUAUUCUUGGGAUAACGCACAAGUUAUACUGGUGGGCAAUAAAUGCGAUAUGGAAGAUCAACGAGUAAUAUCGUUUGAAAGAGGCCGACAACUGGCCGAUCAGUUGGGCGUCGAAUUCUUUGAAACCUCAGCCAAAGAGAAUGUAAAUGUUAAGGCGGUCUUUGAACGUUUGGUGGACAUAAUUUGUGACAAAAUGUCGGAGAGCUUAGAUGCAGAUCCCACGUUAGUGGGUGGUGCUCAAAAAGGCCAACGACUGACAGAUCAACCUCCUGGCACACCCAAUGCCAAUUGCAAUUGUUAAAUUUAUUUUUUCCUUUUUUUAAAAUAAAUUGAAAUUUGUCUCUUUUAAGUGUUUUUGUUUUUAUUUAUU
Messenger RNA from Glossina fuscipes, 1413 nucleotides. RefSeq names its product ras-related protein Rab-3 (gene Rab3). The transcript is spliced from 6 exons. Gene Ontology annotation, biological process: protein localization to plasma membrane; protein secretion; regulation of exocytosis. Lineage: Eukaryota; Metazoa; Arthropoda; Insecta; Diptera; Glossinidae. Gene Ontology annotation, molecular function: GTP binding; GTPase activity. The coding region runs from base 679 to 1344 and encodes 221 amino acids. The record is from RefSeq and is a predicted model, not a curated record. Gene Ontology annotation, cellular component: synaptic vesicle; endosome; plasma membrane.